This is a messenger RNA of Chinchilla lanigera (long-tailed chinchilla), 942 nucleotides long. RefSeq names its product vomeronasal type-1 receptor 90-like. NCBI's taxonomy places the organism in Eukaryota, Metazoa, Chordata, Mammalia, Rodentia, Chinchillidae. Gene Ontology annotation, biological process: G protein-coupled receptor signaling pathway. The record is from RefSeq and is a predicted model, not a curated record. Bases 1 to 942 code for a protein of 313 amino acids. The transcript has a single exon. Gene Ontology annotation, cellular component: membrane. Gene Ontology annotation, molecular function: pheromone receptor activity.
AUGGAGAUAAAGAAAAGCACCAGAUUUUCCAGUUUUGCUGUCAUACAAAAUAUGUUUUUCUUUCAAGUCAGCCUUGGGAUCACGGCAAAUACUGUCCUGCUUCUCUUUCAUGUCCUCACAUUCCUUCUGCAGCACAAGCCCAAGUCCACUGAUCUGAUCAUUGGUCACUUGGCCCUUAUCCACAUAGUGAUGCUCCUAAUUGUGGGUGUCAUAGCUGUAGAUAUUGUUGGUUUUCCAGAUUUAUGGAAUGACAUCACAUGUAAAUGUGUUCUCUAUCUGUACAGAUUGAUGAGGGGCCUCUCCAUCUGUACCACCUGCCUGCUAAGUGUGCUCCAGGCCAUCACCCUCAGCCCAAGAAGCUCCUAUCUGACAAAGUUCAAACAGACAUCCCUGCAUCAGAACCUGUGUUGCUUUCUCUUUUUAUGGGUUUUCAAUAUGAUCAUCAGUAGUCGUUUCUUAAUCUCCACUAUUGCCACCCCUAAUGUGUCCUCACAGAGUCUUAUGUUUGUCACUGAAUCCUGCUCUCUUUGGCCCAUCAGUUACUUAGUCAAGUACAUAUAUUUCUCACUGGUGACCUUCAGGGAUGUGUCCUUUAUAGGGGUCAUGGCACUCUCAAGUGUGUACAUGGUGAGUCUCUUAUGCAGGCAUAAAAGGGAGUCCCAGCAUCUUCACAGCACCAGCCAGUCUCCAAAAGCAUCUCCAGAACAAAGGGCCACCCAGACCAUUCUGUUGCUCAUGAGUUUCUUUAUGACCAUGUAUUUUUUGGAUUGUGUUAUUGCCUCUACUUCUGGAAUGCUAUGGAAGAAUGACUCCAUUCAUUAUCGCAUCCAAAUGUUCUUGGGCAAUGGCUAUGCUACCUUCAGCCCCUUGGUGCUAAUCAGUACUGAAAAACGGAUGAUCAAGGGCUUAGUAUCUAUGUGGGGAAGGUCAGUAAAUGUUUAA